ACAGUAGACAUUACAUAUGGCGGUUUACGCUGCCUACGGAUUUUACUCGAACAUCCGGGUACUCCAAAACCGAAAGUAAAACUUCCGCUUAGUGUUUAUAGGUGUAUUGUCAUGUUACCCAUCAAAAUUAUUCGAAUUAAAAGAGAUAAAAGUGAUACAUGCAAUCUUUAUGCUUCGGCCUGUCAUUCAUGCACUGGGAAGUUUGAGAAAUGGAGAGGAUGUUUUUCUGCAUACUGGUCGUCGCUUGGUGCUGUAUAAUGACAGCUCCUGUGAACGGCGUCCGUUGCUAUGCAUGUACUGGAGAUGCAAACAUUACCCAAGGCUGUUUGGAUCCAAUCGACCCCAACGCACCUGGUGUCCUAAUUGACGAUAGCUGUCUCAAGAAAUGCUACACGCAAUACGCCUAUGGCGGUGUACAAAGAGGCUGCGUACCUCCUGGAAUGGAGAUCGACAACACAUGUUCAACUGGCGAUGAUGGUAUAAAGAGGUGUGUCUGCGACAAAGAUCUCUGCAACGCCGCCUCGUCCAACUACUAUGUGUCUACGCUUCUAUCAGUUACAAGAACACCUGUGAACGGCGUCCGUUGCUAUGUAUGUGGUGGCCAUGCAAACUUUAUGCAAGGCUGUAUGGAUCCAUUCGACCCCAACACGCCUGGUGUCCAAAUUGCAGAUAACUGUCUGAACAAAUGCUAUCACAUGCACUUCACCCAUGGCGGUGUAUCAAGAGGCUGCUUAUAUUUUGGAGCUGAAUUCAACAACGCAUGUUCAACUGGCGAUGAUAAUAUAACGAGGUGUGUCUGCGACAAAGAUCUCUGCAACGCCGCCUCGUCCAACUACUAUGUGUCUACGCUUCCAUCAGUUACAAGAACUCCUGUGAACGGCGUCCGUUGCUAUGCAUGUACUGGAAAUGCAAACAUAACCAAAGGCUGUAUUGAUCCAAUCGACCCCAACGCACCUGGUGUUCGAAUUGUAGAUAACUGUUUGGGGAAAUGCUACACGCGAUACGCCGAAGGCGGUGUACAAAGAGGCUGCGCACCUCCCGGAAUGGAACUCGACAACAAAUGUUCAACUGGCGAUGAUGGUAUAAAGAAGUGUGUCUGCGACAAAGAUCUCUGCAACGCCGCCUCGUCCAACUACUAUGUGUCUACGCUUUUUUCAGUUGGCAUCGCAUUGUCCAUCUUGCUCAUUCAAAGAAUUGCAUAAAUUAUUGAGAUUUUUUUCAAGAAAGAUGGAUUUUGUUUUUGUACUUUUUGAAUUUACAUUUGAAAAUUAUAACUUUGACUAACGUUUUGCCUUAGUGAAAGGUCUUAGCAUUAGCUUUUACUAUUGAGAUAUGAUAUGAUAUAAUUUCACUUAUUUUUCGAUAUUGGAAAAAAACAACUUUCAUUCUGAAAUGAAUGAAAAUAACAUGAAUAUGUUCUUAAUUAAAUUCUUCUUCUAUAUUGCACAAACAAAAAGGCCAAUAUAUGCUGUAUUAACGUGUUUCUUUUCAAAACGUUUUCAAAUAUCCGUUUAAACGAUUCCAUAAUUUGUAUCUGAUCUUAUGGAAUUGCAUACUUGUAUUCUAGUUUAACAGGUUAGUUAAGCUUAAACGAUGACCAUGGUGUACAUGUAUGCCAAUGCGGUCACCAUAAAUAAAAAUCCGCUUAUGAAAGUAAUAUUGCCUUUUCAUUUGUCAUUCUUAUUACCCUCGAAUAAACAUGUAAUUACCAAAUAA
Dreissena polymorpha is the source of this 1716-nucleotide messenger RNA. RefSeq lists its product as uncharacterized. The transcript is spliced from 7 exons. Lineage: Eukaryota; Metazoa; Mollusca; Bivalvia; Myida; Dreissenidae. Bases 210 to 1202 code for a protein of 330 amino acids. The record is from RefSeq and is a predicted model, not a curated record.